This is a messenger RNA of Cyclopterus lumpus (lumpfish), 765 nucleotides long. RefSeq names its product RING finger protein 212B-like. The transcript has 12 exons. NCBI's taxonomy places the organism in Eukaryota, Metazoa, Chordata, Actinopteri, Perciformes, Cyclopteridae. The record is from RefSeq and is a predicted model, not a curated record. Bases 1 to 765 code for a protein of 254 amino acids. Gene Ontology annotation, molecular function: SUMO transferase activity. Gene Ontology annotation, cellular component: synaptonemal complex. Gene Ontology annotation, biological process: homologous chromosome pairing at meiosis; reciprocal meiotic recombination; protein sumoylation.
AUGGACUGGUUCCACUGUAACCAGUGCUUCACAAGGAGAGGGUCGAGGUUUGCUGUGUCCAGCUGUGGCCACAUCUGCUGUGAAGCAUGCAUUAAAUCUAAGCAGUGCAGUGUAUGCGGGUCCAGCUGCAGUUACUUGCCCAUCACAGAUGAGAUGAAGCCACAGGAAAAGGUGUUUUUCAAGGACCCCGUGAAGCUCAUCCAGUCAAGGCUGGAGCACAUUUUAAAGAUUACACUUUUUCAGCGGACACAGACGGAGAGAGUCACGGCGCACUUCAAGCAUAAAUCUGUUGAACUGGAGAGGCGUCUGAAGGAUGUCACUGAGCAGGGUUACAGGCAACUCUCUGAGCUGAAAAGAGAGAACGCUGACUUAAAAAAGCAGCUUUCCGAGCUGAAAAGAGAGACUGCUGAUUUGAAAAAGCCACUUUCUCAGCGAAGGGUUUCUCCAGGACAGUUUCAUACAAAUGGAACUCAACGGAUGUCACUCCCUGUGGCUGUCACCUCUCCAGUUACCCCUCGUUCAAGAACCAUGAGUUACUUUGGUUCAGCCGAGUCUCAAGGGUUGGCCAGAGACAGAGGUCCCAGUCUGUCCUCCCUCACAACUCCUGGAUCAGCUACCUCUAUUUCGAGCCACAGUUCUCUUCAUGAAUAUGUACACAGAACACACACAUCCUUUAGCACUCCUACAAGAACUCAACGCCAGACACCUAAUGUUUUCCCGUUCCAGUUUAUGAAUGGAUUAUCAAUACAUUCACCCAGACGUUAA